CAGACGCCACUACUAUAUCCAGAAGAUGGCAGUAAUGCCAACCCCACCGAUGCUAGUCUCCACUAAACCCCAGAAGGGAAGAAGAACUUUUUUUUUUUCUUGUGUUUGCUUAAAACCACGUGACCUGUGUGUAGUCGGACUGUAAAGAUGGUUUCCUCCGUUGCCAAAUCAAAUCUGGCUCGACUGAGAAGUUUCUGUUUUUUAAAUUCAGUGUUUCGCUUUAGGAGCCUCCUAAGGUUAACAUGGCUACUUAUUACUAUUUGUUACUUGACGAGCCAGUCGCUGGCAGACGACGGGGACUUUAUGGAGGAGUUUCUGAAGCGGGAAUAUUCUCUUGUGAAGCCGUACCGCGGCUUGGGUUUCUCUAGCUCCUCACAGUGGGAUCUGAUGGGCACUGCCAUGGUGACGCCUGACCAUGUGAGGCUAACCCCAGACCUGCAGAGCAGGCAGGGAGCUGUGUGGAGCCGAAUUCCUUUGCUUCUGCAAGAUUGGGAGCUGAGAGUACAAUUUAAAAUCCAUGGCCAAGGGAAGAAGAACCUGAAUGGUGAUGGACUGGCCAUCUGGUUAACCAGAGAUCGCAUGAAAAAUGGCCCUGUAUUUGGCAACAUGAACCAUUUCUGUGGACUUGGAAUAUUUGUGGACACUUACCCCAAUGAUGAUAAGACCCAUGAUAGGACCUUCCCUUACAUAUCUGUGAUGCUGGGGAAUGGGACCCUGUCGUAUGAUCACGAUCGUGACGGCCGGUCCACAGAGCUUGGAGGAUGCACAGUUAUGGCACGCAACUCGGUCUAUGACAACUUUUUUCUCGUUAGAUACUCCAAAAAUCGACUGACGCUCAUGGUGGAUAUAGAUGGUAAGCAGGAAUGGAGAGAAUGUGCUGACAUUACAGGAGUGCGCCUACCUACAGGCUACUUCUUAGGUGCCUCCUCUGCCACGGGAGACCUGUCAGAUAACCAUGACAUCAUCUCCAUGAAGCUGUAUGAGCUUACAGUCGAGAGGACUCCACAGGAAGUGGAAGAAGGGGAAGUAGUCGCAAUCCCCAGAGUUGACAACAUGGAGCAGUUUCAAGUGGAAGUGGAGGAGGAAGGGAUGAGUGGAGUCCAGUUGUUCUUCACCAUUCUCUUCACAGUCCUGGGCCUGAUCGUGCUGGGAGUGGUAGGGCUGAUAGUUUAUGGGCGCUGGAAGGAAAACAAACGCAAACGCUUUUACUGAGGAAAGAUCAGCCAGUCUGCAGAAUGUGUUUUUAAUGAACAAACAUGCAAAGACUCAAUGACACAAAUCGAACAAACUGAACUUUAGUGGGUGUGAAGCCCAGAGCCAUGAGAACAAAUGAACACAUGAGCUGUGGUGUAAAAUAUUUAAGAUUUAUGGAAGAUAGAUGAGAUAAAGCUCUGCUUGCUGUAGUGAAGCAAAAUCAUUUUAAAAAUAUGUUCAUCUAAACUUGAAGCAUGGUGGGACUUUUUAUCUGCACUAACUGAGGCACUGUUCCUACCAGCAGGAAGUAAGAAAAACAACAGAAUGAGUUAAUAAAUCAGAUGCUGAAUUUGCUGACAUUAUGUUACACAGUUUGGGGUAUCUCUGCGGACCUGAGCCAGCGCAGAGUGGGUAGAUGUCAUGGUAGCCAAGUUGGGCGCUUCUUUCAUUGUCAUUUAAAUUAUUUGUUGGCAAUUCACUAACUUUACUAAUAAUCCUGUGUUUAUCUUAUUUUCUAAAUACGUGACCCUUAAAAUGCUUAUUUGUACAUAAACAUUUUCCUUAUGACUCUUCAUGAUAUCUAUGACUUACCUGCAACUUUCACAUAUCAAAUCAGAUGGGAGUGGGGCAUGUUUGUUAGCUCGCCCACUAUAGAAAUGCUGUUUUGUAAGUAGCUAGCAGAGUGGCAUAGAUAUGUCUCAGAUGAUUAAUCAGACUUUUAAAUUCUGAAUGACAAUGUUAGCUUCUAUUAAUCUUUUAAAAAGUUAGCUUAAAAUGAUUCGUCAUAGAUCAAGCAGACCUCUACAGAGGACCUGUUGGCAAGUGGUUGCUGCUGUUACUGGGUGAAAUCAUCACAAAGAAGUUGCACCAAAAACCACCUUUUGAUCACUGUGGUUGGAGUAUGCUAACAUUCAUCAUUACUCUCUGACCUGUAGUGAAACUUUAGGAAGAAAAAGAUGCAACACAAAUCAAAGUAAAAGUUGUGCCGUUUGAAAUGUUUUGGUUGCAAGAGCAAGCCACAAUUUUUACUUUGAAGGCAAACGUUUCUAGUUUGUGUUGACCAUUCAGGUUCACUUCUGCCUGACAAGUACUUUGUGUUUGUAGGCAAUUUGGCAUCCAGGCACAAGCUGCUGGUGACCUGCUAGCAACCAAAGUCUUUUUAUGUAGCAUCAUUAUACCAACUUCACACUAGCAACCGCGAGCAACCUCGAGCCAUCACUUGCCAACCAGUCAUGGAACACACACUUUUUGGUGGAGACUGGUGGUUACUCAUCCCUCAGUCGAUUUCACAGUGACUGCCAACAACUGCUCACAAGCAGUUGGAAAGUACACAAUUAAGUGCCAUAUGGCCACUUAAAGGUGUUUUGUUUGUCUUUUUGUGUGGCUACCACAAAGGCCAUUGUGAGUUUACUGAUCCCUGGGCCAGCAGGGACUACUUGUUGUGAGAUCAACUUUAUGCCCAAAAACACCCCCUAAUCAGGGCCUCAUUCCCAAUUGGUGAUGUUUUAAGUAGUCAUAAAUUAUCAGUUGCGUAACUAAUGUAACAUACAGCAACAGCUAGCUUAAAUGUAUACCUGAAUUACAAUAGUUAGAGCUAUGUAGCAUUAUUCAGAUGCACUUGAUUUGUGUGACGAUUCCCAAAAGAUAAACAGCUGAAUUUAUAUUUCCAACAGGUUUCACAGUAGACUAUCAAAAUAUCCUUUUUAUACAUUAUAUUAUAGAAGUAGGGUUAGGGUGCCCUAAGCCUCGUCUCAUAUAAACAUUCAGUGAGGUCUGAUUGUUUUUAAUAUUUGAAGAACUUCUAUCUCCGUAGACUGUUAUGCAUUAUAAGACCUGGCUAAGACCAAAACAAUACAGUGGCUGCACUGAGAGCAACAACUUUUGUGGCAUCCCCAUCAAUGAAUGUGUGGGAGAGUAGUUCAUCUUUGACUGUUGUUCUUUGUUCUCUUCAGCCAAAAAUACACGACAAUUACGGCUGAUGGUAACGAUUUAAUUUCAGAGUAGAUUUAUUGAACAGACAGGUGCAGAACUUUCUUGCCUGGUUGAUUCUACAGUUCAUGCUACUGCACCCACUUUAAAUCCCUCAUGCACAUGUCUCUGUGAUGUGCAAGAGAGCACCACUCUAAUUUGACUUUUAGCUGCUGUGAGACCAGUGAGCCUGUGAAUCUUUUUAUACUUUUUGCUGCACUGAAGAAAAAAAACUGGACUGUCCUUUUAUUUGAGAUAACUUUAUACAGCAAUCCAGCAUUCAUUCAACAAGUGAAAAUAUUUAUAUAGAUAUUGCUGAUACAUGAGCUCAAUGCUAUGCGUAAAAGAAUAGAGUGGCGUUAUCAGUGCUGAAUAAAGUGCCUCACACAGACCGUCACAGGCAAACUCUCACUUUGAUCCUCUAUGCAGGUUUGAGCUCAACAUUUAUUUUCUGUUUGACGUCACUUCCAUGGCUUCAUCUACACUCUAACGUUACAAACAGGUCUCAGAAAUGAUAAGCUGAUUUAAGACUUUAUCUGAGAACAGUUUGUCAGUGUCACUCUUUGUGGAGCACUGAUGUUUUUAGUUCUUCCACCAACCCGUAAAUUUGUAGCAUUUGAUGUUUUGCUCUGUACACACUGUUACAUUAACAGCCAUAUGCUGGACCAUUUAGUCAUGUGACUUUGAUUAAACUGAUGACUCAAACCAAGAGGAAGAAAAAAAAAAAAUGAUGUCAAGCUUUAUUGUGUCUAUGAAGAAACCUCGAGUGCUCAGUAAAACCGCAAAUAUCAUGAAACUCUCCAGCAUGGACAUAGAGCUCACACCUCACUGGUUAAAGUAGCACUGAUGUGCCAUUCAUUCGAUAACCAUGCACUGACAACAACUAUUAGAGACAACUCAGUGAGCAAAGUGAUGCAAUCGUUUCAAAAUUAAAAAUAAUAGAUUUCACAGUAUUAUCAUUAUUGUGGUAAAUGUGAAUAGUCAGUAUAUAAAGACAACCAGCCAGUGUAUCAAUAUUGGGGGCACAGCAAAACACAACAAAAAUGUUAAUUGUGAUAUUAAAAAAGCACACUGUCAGUAUCACAUGAUAUCAUCAAUAAUUGUGAGCCUGACAGAUUUUAACAAGCUGAUAAUACUCGGGAGUAGCACAAAUAUGUAAGUGAAAUAACUACACAAAACCAAGAUUAGGGAAAUCUCAUUGUGUUUUGUGCCUGGGGAAAAAAACCGUAUACAUAUCAGCCUAUAUAUUGGGGUAUCAGAUUUUGUUAUCAAUAUUGAUAUUGGUAAUAAAAGUCCUAAAAAUUGGUUGUCUCUGACCACUUCUAUGCACUUGUAAUUUUACUUUUUUGUGCUUUGUCUCGUCUCGUUUUUGAUAAAGUUAUAGAAAAAUGCCAUUCAUAUUGACAUUGCAGAUUAAAACUUUAUAAUAGAUAUCACAAGAUUAUUAAUGGUUAAAAUCUGUUAAAGUAUAUCAGGAAAAUCAGUAGAUAUAUCAAUAUUUGGGGUCAGGACAGCAUCAGUGAAUGGAUGAUAAUUGGGAUAUUUAAAAACAAGAUCUUAAUAUUUUAUGAGCAAUAACAUUUGUUUAAAAAAAAUUGUAAUUCAUGUCUUUGUUUGCUGUUGUGUAGUUAUGGGUUCUCACCACUUCCAUGUACUUGUAAUUUGAGUUUAAUAGCCUCACUUUUAAUAGCUAACAGUUUAAUAGCUUACCAAAAAUACAGCACGCACUAGAUAAAGCUAUAGAAGAAUUUUGCUACCAGCAUUGAUGCAGGGUUUUUUUUUCAAUUUUCUAUUUUUUUUCUUUUAUUUGAUUAGAUUUUUUUUUAUGCAGCAAUAAUAGUACAAAUAAAAAUCUGAUAUAAUGACAGCCUUAAUUCAUUUCAUCCAUUCAAUAACAGACUAAUCAUUCAGGAAGACA
Oreochromis niloticus (Nile tilapia) is the source of this 5080-nucleotide messenger RNA. RefSeq names its product VIP36-like protein. Gene Ontology annotation, molecular function: D-mannose binding. The transcript is spliced from 8 exons. Gene Ontology annotation, biological process: endoplasmic reticulum to Golgi vesicle-mediated transport. The record is from RefSeq and is a predicted model, not a curated record. NCBI's taxonomy places the organism in Eukaryota, Metazoa, Chordata, Actinopteri, Cichliformes, Cichlidae. Bases 148 to 1212 code for a protein of 354 amino acids. Gene Ontology annotation, cellular component: endoplasmic reticulum membrane; endoplasmic reticulum-Golgi intermediate compartment; Golgi membrane.